Molecule: messenger RNA, 5487 nt
Organism: Pelmatolapia mariae (spotted tilapia)
Lineage: Eukaryota; Metazoa; Chordata; Actinopteri; Cichliformes; Cichlidae
Gene: slc4a11
Product: solute carrier family 4 member 11
Exons: 21
Coding region: 128-2710 (860 amino acids)
Biological process (GO): transmembrane transport; monoatomic ion homeostasis; monoatomic anion transport
Cellular component (GO): basolateral plasma membrane; plasma membrane
Molecular function (GO): solute:inorganic anion antiporter activity
Source: RefSeq, a predicted model, not a curated record
UUCUUUAAAUGUAGCGACCGGAGAAAACAAAGUCAAACCUUUCGUUAUUGCUCGGUUUCUUUAUUUUAAAAAGAGGAGGAAGAAGAAAAGAAUAUAUUCUCGACAUUUUCUGGAGACCGGGAACAUUAUGAAAACUGUUAAGGACGAUGGAAAGGUGAGGGCGCCGUCAGUGAAUCGUUUUACUAAAGAGGCGCCUCCCUCUGGGAUGUCCAAGAAUGGAUACUUCUUUCAAGAAAUGGAGCAGCGGGAGGUGGAGCAGGAGGAGGGCAGCGAGGGCCGAGAGGAGGGACAAGAUUCGCCGAUCGCCUGCGGAGAUGACAUCCACCUCUAUGACAACCAGAUCAGCCCUGGGCCAGAGACUGACGAUUCUGGCUGUGUGUUACUCAAUACAUCAAGAAGGUAUGUGAAGCUGAUGAAUUUUGAGGAGGAGGUUCGGGCACACCGUGACCUGGAUGGCUUCCUGGCGAGGGCCAGCAUCUUGCUGGAUGAGACAGCCGCGUCCCUGGAUGAUGUUCUGAAGAGAAUGUUGCACCAUGUGGGCCAGGACAGCCAUGCUUUAGAGCCCGGGUGCAACUUCGAGGAGGUGAUGAGCAUGCUUUUCACAGAUGCAGGAGCACAGGAGGUCAACGACAAGUCUCAAAGUUUCGUUUUCUUUGAUGACGUUCACCUGCUUUCAGAGACGAUCCAGGGAGUUACAGCAACCGCCACAGGGGUCCAGUACCAGCAGUCCUGGCUUUGCAUCCUCUGCAACGUGAAGCAUCUCCAGAAACGUCAUGUGUGCAUCUCCCGCCUGGAGAGGCCACAAAACUGGGGGGAGAACUGCUGCGAGGUCCGCUAUGUCAUCCUGAUACUGGCCCCUCUCAAAAUGAAAAGUACCAAGACUGCGAUGGAGCUGGGUCGCACAUUCGCCACCCUCUUCUCCGACAUCUCCUUCAGGCAGAAGCUCCUGGAGACAAAGACACAGGAGGAGUUUAAGGAAGCGUUGGUGUUCCAGAGGCACCAGCUCACGGCAGCCAACCAGAAGCCAACGGCUCUGGGGAAGGAGGAGACUGACCCUCGCAGUCAUAAACCCCUCAAGUGUAAAGAUUUCUUCAAAGCUGGCCGGGGAAUUUAUGAGGACUUUUGCCGCAGGCUGCCUUUCUACCCCUCUGACUUCACAGAUGGUAUAGUUGGCAGUAAUAAAACCCUGCUGAAGUACAUGACCACAGCCAUCUUCCUCUACAUUGCCAUCCUCCUCCCUGCCAUUGCUUUCGGCUCCCUCAAUGAUGAGAGCACACGUGGCGAGAUCGAUGUUCGGAAGACCAUCAUUGGCCAGAGUAUCGGUGGGGUCAUCUACUCGUUGUUUGCCGGCUCUCCUCUAGUCAUCCCUCUAACCACAGCUCCCCUCGCCAUUUUCAUCAGCGUGAUCCGAGGAAUCUGUGACGACUACAACCUGGAUUUCCCAGCUUUCUACGCCUGCAUUGGGUUGUGGAACUGCCUCUUUCUCAUCCUGGGAGGAAUCUUCAAUGUCAGUCUGCUCAUGAAGCUCUUCAAAAGGUCAACAGAGGAGGUCAUUGCCCUGUUCAUUUCCAUUGCUUUUGUGGUUGAUGCUGUGAAAGGCACAGUCAAAAUCUUUCAUAGGUACUACCACGCUCCAACACUGGCCAACAGAAGCAUAGGGGACUUUCCUCAAGGUGGAGACCUGCUGGGGGGAAACAGGAGUGAGGUGGUCGCGGGGUUUGCACUUACUGAAUCCUUCAUCCAGUGCAGUCGAGAGAGACCUGUCCUCUGCCUCCUGCUGAUGCUCGGGACAUUAUGGAUGGGCUAUACUCUCUACCAGUUCAAAAGGAGUCCGUUCCUGCAUGCCAAAGUGAGGGAGGUGCUGUCGGACUGUGCCCUGCCAAUCUCAGUGCUCAUGUUCUCCUUCAUCGGCUCCUACAUUUUCAGUGACAUUGAACUUCCAGUGUUUAAAGUUCAUAACCGGCCCAUCUUCAACGUGGCACCAUUUGAGCGGCUGUCGCCCAUGAACGUUGUCAGCGCCAUGGGACUCGGCUUUCUCCUGGCCCUCCUUAUCUUCAUCGAUCAGAACAUUGUCGUUUCACUGACGAACGCACCAGAAAACAGAUUGCUGAAGGGUACUGCAUAUCACUGGGACCUAAUGCUCUCUGGGCUCAUUAACAUCCUAAUGUCAGUGCUGGGGUUGCCCUGGAUGCAUGCCGCCUUCCCCCACUCCACCCUCCAUGUGCGCCAGCUGGCUUUUGUGGAGCAGCGCGUUGAGGGGGGGCACCUCUACGAGACUAUCGUCCAGGUUAAGGAGACCCGUCUGACGUCUCUGGCUGCCAACAUCUUCAUUGGCAUAUCAGUGUUGCUGUUGCCUCUCCCGCUGCAGUGGAUACCCAAACCUGUCCUCUAUGGCCUCUUCCUCUACAUCGCCCUCACCUCCAUCGACGGAAACCAGAUGUGCGACCGAAUGGCUCUCCUUCUGAAGGAGCAGACGUCUUACCCACCUACCCACUACAUCCGCAAAGUGCCCCAGAGGAAGAUCCACUACUUCACCUUCCUGCAGAUGAUGCAGCUGCUGGUGCUGUGUACGUUUGGCAUGUACCCGAUACCGUACAUGAAAAUGAUCUUCCCUCUGGUCAUGAUCCUCCUAAUCCCAAUCAGGAACAACGUGCUCCCUCAUAUCAUUGAGGCCAAAUACUUGGACAUAAUGGAUGCCCAACACAUGUAGCUACAGAUGGAAUAAGCUCUGGAUCCACAUAAAGACAUCUGGAAUUUAAACAAAAAAAAACAAAAAAAAAGAAAGAAAAUUAACAAAAACAUAUUUUUCAAUGCAAAACUGUAUGGAAAGCAAAAAGGAAAUAUAUAUCGACUGUUUUGAUUUUUGUAUCCGAUAAGAACAUUCUUUUAGGUGAAACACUGGAAAAGUGGCAAGUCAUGUGAAGAGGGACGAGAGUCGUGGGAAAUAUUUUCCAAACAUUAAACGGACAGCAUCUCUCUGAAGGGGAAAUUCUACCGAAAAAAAGGAAGGAGAAAAAAAUGAAACAUAAAACAGGACCGUCCAGAACUCCCUGUUUCACUUCUGUUUGACCCUGUCAGAUUGUUCAGUGCCAUAUACCUCCAUCUUCUCCAUUCACACCUUUUACUUUUCUAUGGUAACACUUUACAAUAUCCUACUGCAGUGUGUACAUCUGUGUUUUAACCUGUGGGCAACUGCUUCAAGUAUUCACUAAUACUGCUCAAGUAAUAAAACUGCUGCCAGUGGAAAUUGCGUAUUAAUUAGAAAGGUGUAAUGUCAGUAUGAACAUUAUCUAUUUUUGACACUUUGCACUCACAUUGUGUUUUUACACUGCCAUACAGGGAGGUUUGCCAUCUGUACACUGUGUUAAGUAUUGAAAAUCUUUUCCAUGGGCCACUUACAUGGCAGUAAUACUGUGUUUAGGCCACUGUAAAGAAAAUCUUUACCUUAAUCAUUGUGCAGUGUUAAAACCUUCACAUUCCUACACCUUUUAGCUGUGAUCCUCCCUUUUAUCUAUGUAGGACACGUGCGUCCUUCAUGUUUUGAUUCUAAGUCAUUCCAAAAACGUUAGUAUUCAUUAAGGUGUGUGUGCGUGUGUGUCUGUGUGUGCGUGUGUGUGCCAUCAUCUAGCUUUCUGCCGGGUCUUAGAAAACCGAAUUUUUAAGGUGGAAUUUAAGUGCUCAGAUGAAUUUUUAAAAAUACAUUCCACGGGUAUAUAUUAUGUGUAAUUAUUUAGAAAGACAGCACAAACCAAAUCAUAUAGUAAAGUCUUUAUGAAAUUAUGAAUAUAUUAGAAUAUAUUAUGGCAGUAUAUAAAACUUAUUAUUGUUCAAAUCUAGGAUUAUUUAUUUAUCAUGAUGACCGUUUGUCUUUCAAGUGGAGAAUGAUCAUUUUGUGUGUUUACCCUGACCUGUACUUCUCUUUUUGCUCUUUUUCAUCCCACAGAUACCAAAUGUUGUAUUCCGAGUGUGUCUCACAUAUAACUCUCCCACAGUUUACAUAUCAAAGUCCCUUCCAGUUCCAUGUCACAGUUCUGGUGCAUUGCUAGUAAAGUCAGGUUAAAAAAAACAAAACAAAGCAUCUGAGAGCUUUGGACUGAACAAAAUGCAUUUUUUUUCCUGUGAUCAAGUGUUCAAAAAUGAGUUUUAGAAUAACCCAGUCUUGUUUUCUAUUUAGAUGUUAUGAUUAGAUCAGUGCUUGCAGAUGUUGUCAUGUAAUAAUCCAGGUGUCUGGAGAGAUUAAUCUUGUUAUCUACAGCUCAAAAAGAAAAAAAAAGAUUCUAAGCACUGGUUUGCUUAAAGCAUGUCACCUGGGUUUUUAAUACAAUGUGAUGCCAAUGGACAUGUAUCCUACAUGAGAAAAAAAAGUAGCAAGUCAAACAGUAACUUCUCAUUAAAACGAAUGCAAUGCUCAAUAUUUAGCAAUACUGUGUAUAAAGCAGAACUUCACCGGUGAUAUUGGGGUGAACCAGCAAAGGCGGACCCAUCACUGAAGCAAUGACAGGCCAGCUGUAUUUUUACAACAGCACCUUUUCAGUCCAUCCUCAUGGUACAAACGCUGCUCUGCGCUGAUUUGAUUACGUUACACAUCAAGAGGAAAAAAUAAAUAAAUAAAUAUAUAUAUACAUAUAUUUGCCUGUCAAAGAGGCAUCCACAGUGGCAGAUUUUUAUUAUGGUUUUGUUGCUUUCCCAAUAUCCAAAUGGCAGCUCCCACACUUCUGUUCAACUUUGUCUUACAGAUGUGAGAAAGAUGUCCAAUUUAAGCAGAUGGAUGUCUCAUGCUGAGAUAGCAAGGCAUAAAAGCCUGCAAGCAUUUGCAUAAUCCUUGGACUAAGCCUUAAGACAGCACUGGUGAAAGCAGGAUGAGAUUGUGAGGUAUGAAGGAAUAUGUACAGUUUGCAAUGCAAAGUUUAGUUUUUAUUAACUAUCCAUUAUAAUCCAACGCAAGGUAUUAGUUUCUAACUUUGGACUGAGAUUUACUGAUUCUUCUUCUUAUGUGACAGUACUGUUGUUGUUCCUUGAUAUCCUCACUGUACUGAUCAUUUUGGAAUAGCAGCAAACUUCUCUCAGAGGACUUGAUAUUGGAUUUGGGAUGAAAGAUACUACUCCGUUUGUGAAACCUUGACUUCCCCUUCCUCCUAAAUGGAUUUGUUUGAAAUUGCGUACUGUGAUGUUUUGUUUAGGUUAACCCCCCCUCUUUUCUGAUUUCAUAUAGCCUACUUUUUCUAAUCAUGAAUGUAUGAUGUGUGGAUUUUUAUAUAGCAUACUAAUUUAGGUGUCAAACAGAAUCUGUAAUUUUGUCAAAAAGAUCAGCUAUAUUUGUAAGCUGUAAGAUGUAAAAUGAGAAAAAAUGGUUAUCAAAACAGAAUGUGUUGGUUUACUAUAGUGUGUGUGUAUGUAUAUAUAUAUAUAUAUAUACACACUCUACACUGAAAAAGAGAGAUUAUCUCAAGCUGUUUGCCAAAUAAAAAGUAGUAGUGAUGUAAAUAA